ACUCCUCAGUCCUCACCACCUAUCUUUGCCGUCAACACCAACCAGCAGAAUCCAGCAUCUUGUUCUGAAGCCUUCAGGACCGAGAAGGUACUCAAGAUUCGCUCGAUGGCGGCGGAGUCUUGGUGGUGCUGGCCGCUGUCUGCGUGGCUCAGCUCUGGCAUGGCGUGCUUCCUCUUCUUCAACGCCAUCGUCUGCGUCGUGGCCGUGUUGUCCUGGGGGCGUGCCGGCGGCGAUGCAACACUGUCGGCCAGGCGCAAGAGGCUCACCCGCAGCGCGUCGUCCAUGGUCAUGGAGCGCCUCCGAUCCAUGUCGACCAUCUUCUCCUUCAACUACUAUGUGGACGAGUACGACAGCAUCACGCCGCCGGAGUCGCACCCCCACCACUUGCAAGGGUACUACUGCGCGUCUCAAGAAGAAAGGAGAGAGGAGAUGAGUCAGGCGGCGAGCGAGGAGGAGCCGGAGCCACUCGUAGCGGUGGCCGAAAGCAGGACGACGACCAUGGCUCGACCGAAACCGAGCGUGUCUAUUGCAUCAGCAGCAGCAGCGGAAGUAUGUGCAGCGACGUCGACGACAGGAAACGGGAAGGAAGAUCCAGAGACACAGGAGGAGAUGGCAACGCCAGACCCGGCCGCCGCCAAGGGCGCCGCUACGUUGGAAAGGCUGAGGAAGUGGAAGGUGCCGGGUAUCGUCGAACGGCGAGCGUUUGCAGAGAUCGAAGAGAUGGCGGAGGUGAACGCGCGGGCCGAGCGGUUCAUCCGGCAGUUCCGGGAGGAUCUCAAGCUCGAGCGCCUCAACUCCAUUCUUGCGAGAAAAUGUUGAUUUCUUUGCUUAGCUAGAUCAAUACUUCCCCUUAAAGGCACUUAUGGAAAGAGCGUGGCCGCAGGGUCUUUGAAGGAAAAGCAUGCAACGCCAUGGCGUAGCGCUUGCUGCGCAGAUUAGGGACGAAGUUGUUGUAGUUGUUACAGGGCAAAUGCUGCAAUGUUUUUUUGGUUGUUUUCCCUCUCGCCUUUUGGUGAGCUCGUACAGUUUUCCCCCUUCUACAAAUGAAAAAAAAAAGCAGAGCUCCUGCAAAAAUGCUU
Messenger RNA from Lolium perenne, 1079 nucleotides. The record is from RefSeq and is a predicted model, not a curated record. Lineage: Eukaryota; Viridiplantae; Streptophyta; Magnoliopsida; Poales; Poaceae.